Molecule: messenger RNA, 248 nt
Organism: Racocetra persica
Lineage: Eukaryota; Fungi; Glomeromycota; Glomeromycetes; Diversisporales; Gigasporaceae
Source: the annotation of a GenBank genome assembly
UCGCAACUACAGCAUUAGAAGUUGUGGAGGCCUACCAAAACCUUGGUGAUUUAAAAAUUAGUCAUAACGACAAAGAAGUGUCAUCGGAAGACUCAAAAACGGAAAUAUCGUCUGCAGUGGUAUGUAAAGAUUGGAAAUAUCAAGCCAAAAGUUUAUUAACAAGUUUAAUAGGUAAGACAAGGAAUUUUGAAGGAACGGAGAUGCAUGAUAAAUUAAAAGAAACAUUAAAAGAAUUAAAGAGUUCAUAG